AUGGGAAAAGUUUCUAAGUAUGUGGGAGUGAUGGGUGUAGUGAUGGUAUUGGUGGUCGUGGGAAUGGCAGAAGCCAGAAAGCUGGAGAAGGAUUCGUUUUCUGGUGGAGGGCUUGGUGGUGGAGGAGGAUUUGGCGGCGGAGGUGUUGCCGGGGGAGGGUUUGGAGGUGGAAAAGGUGGUGGAGGAGGGUUUGGUGGUGGGCAGGGUGGCGGAGGAGGGUUUGGUGGUGGUUCAGGAGGAGGAUUUGGCGGUGGGGGCGGGUCUGGUGGGGGUGCUGGCGGUGGGUUCGGAGGCGGCAAGGGUGGUGGUGGAGGAUUUGGAGGCGGGGCAGGUGGCGGAGCUGGAGGAGGAUUUGGAGGUGGAGCUGGUGCUGGCGGGGGUUUUGGAGGUGGAUCAGGUGGGGGUGCUGGAGGAGGAUUCGGGGGUGGAGGCGGCUCCGGAGGAGGGAUUGGCGGUGGUCACGGAGGUGGUGCUGGUGGGGGUGGAGGCUUUGGUGGUGGUUCUGGCGGUGGAUUUUAA
This is a messenger RNA of Vitis riparia (riverbank grape), 519 nucleotides long. RefSeq names its product glycine-rich cell wall structural protein-like. Lineage: Eukaryota; Viridiplantae; Streptophyta; Magnoliopsida; Vitales; Vitaceae. The record is from RefSeq and is a predicted model, not a curated record. The coding region runs from base 1 to 519 and encodes 172 amino acids. The transcript has a single exon.